Messenger RNA from Scylla paramamosain (green mud crab), 4366 nucleotides. Its product is annotated as ATPase family gene 2 protein homolog B-like. NCBI's taxonomy places the organism in Eukaryota, Metazoa, Arthropoda, Malacostraca, Decapoda, Portunidae. The transcript has 12 exons. Bases 271 to 2562 code for a protein of 763 amino acids. Gene Ontology annotation, molecular function: ATP binding; ATP hydrolysis activity. The record is from RefSeq and is a predicted model, not a curated record.
UCAUUCGUCUUGAUGAGAGCGGAGCGGGAGACCGUCUCCUGUGUACCUAUAUUAUAGCUCCAUGAAUGAAAAACACAAAUGCCUAAGAGAAAAUUCCUGUCAUCUGUAACUUCAAGAUUAAGAACAAGAUCAUCAAAACAAGCUGGCGACUGGUUUCAGAAGCAGGAAGGCCUGCUUUCCCACAUUUCUCAUCGUGUUACGCGCUUCCUGCACAAUACAGUGUGUAACAUGAGAAGAUGACACAAGAAAAGAGGUGUGAGUGGCAAGGAAAUGAUGAAGAAGACAGAGGUGAUGGAGAAUGAAAAGAAAGUGGUGGUGACAUGUGUGGACAGCAGUGGUGUGAGGGACCUACAACGUGUCCUCAUUCCUGCACCACUACUAUUAAACAUUGGGGGGUGUCCUGGGGGGCAUGUGAAGUUACAACUCACACCUCAGACAGCUGUGAUAUGCCGCACUGCACCUCUUGUUGAUUCCUGCAGUAACUAUGGGUACCAGGUAGUUGCAUGUGGUUGUGUGGUGGAAGGCACAGAUGCACUCAACGUCCACACACUCACCACAAGUGAUAUCACCACUUUGGAGGCCGUGGUAGUAACUGUAGUGAAGGUCACGGUUAUAGUGAAAACAGUGAAGGAUGUACUAAGUUACCGUAAGAACAAACCAGCAUUUUUAUCAUCACUACACUCACUCCUAGCACUGUAUGCUUUGACAAAUAACUCACGAAUAUACUUACACAACAAUCCCUUGGCUGACCUGCUUGGUCUGACUCUGGUGGAGGUCAAGGCUUGUAAGGGGGUUGGGGCAGGUCAAAUAGGAUCACUAAGAGCAGAGACAAAGGUGGAGGUGGUGUCCAUGGAGAGUGAGGAUCGCAGGAGGCUGUCAGUGCGUUGCAAGGCUGAGUUAGGAGGGCUGGAUGACAUCCUUGGCCAUUUACGCUCUCUUGUGGCUGAGCCCUGGACCAGACGGGAGGAGUUUGGCCAGUUGGGUGUUAUUUAUCCUUCAGGUGUGCUGCUGGUAGGUCCACCAGGAUGCGGCAAAACAUCCCUGGUUCGACAGCUAUGUGCAGAGACCGGGGCAUGUCUGGUGGCAACAGCUGCAGCUGAAUUGGUCUCACCAUAUGAGGGAGAGGCAGAGAGGAGGUUCAGGGAGGUGGUGGAGCAAGCUGUGGCCCUGAGUGAGGAGGGGCCAUGUGUAUUGUUUAUAGACGAGAUUGAUGGCUUGUGUCGGGCUCGGACAGAGGAAGCCAGUGUGUCAUCUCUCCGGCUGACCUCUCAGGUUCUGCUUGCCUUAGAUGAGUGUCAUGGCCUCCCGAACCUGACCCUGCUGGCUGCUACCAACCGCCCCUUUGACCUUGACCCAGCUGUCAGGAGGUCAGGUCGCCUGGAGAUUGAGAUUCUUCUAAGUGCCCCAAGUCAGACUGAGAGGCAGAGCAUUCUUUCUGUGCAUUGCAAAGCCCUUCUUCCCCAACACUGCCCUACUCCCGACCUGCCCCAACUGGCUUCCCUCACUCCAGGCUUUGUGGGGGCUGACCUGCAGGCUGUGGUUGCUUCUGCUGCUACACAUCUGUCUGAUUGUCAGGAAGCAGCCACCGAGAAAUCAAUUGCAGAAGUCUUCACCAAGGCUAUUUCCUCCAUCACUCCUAGCCUUCAUAAGACUCUCAACUUCAUCACAGCCAAACCUUCUUCCUCCCCUGCCCCAGCUGGCCUUGCCGACACUAGACACCUUCUUGAUAACAUCCUCACACAGCAUCUUGAGUUUUCAUGGGCCUAUGAUGCUCUGAAAUUGAGGAGGCCUAGAGGUGUGCUAUUGUAUGGGCCGAGAGGAUGCGGCAAGACCCGUUUAGCUGCUUCUCUGGCUGCCUCCCGGGGCUGCACCUUCAUUACAGCCACAGCAGCUCACCUCCUCUCACCAUAUGUUGGAGAAUCAGAGAAGAGAGUGGCAGCAUUGUUUCAUGCUGCUCGUCUUGCCCAGCCAACUGUGCUCUUUAUUGAUGAGAUUGAUGGCAUCUUCGGAUCCCGUGAGUCUCAUGGCAGCAGCAGUGUGGCAGUGAGUCUGUUGAAUGAACUCCUACAGGCACUGGAUGGGGCUGAGGUCAGUGCCACCAGUCUGCAGGGUGCCUCUCUGCUGGCACACACCAACAUCAACACCACUGGCACACAGGAUGGAGUGUUGGUUCUGGCUGCCACCAAUCAUCCCACAGCCCUGGACCCAGCACUGCUACGGCCAGGGAGGUUUGACCGGCUGGUGUUUGUUCCACUGCCAGACACUGAGGCCCGGCUAGAUAUACUAAAGGCCAAGACAAAAGGCAUGGAGCUAGAGGAGGAGGAAGUACUACAGCAAUUGGCCAAGGAAACUGAAGGAUUUACUGGAGCUGAAUUAGAGAACCUGGUGCAAAAAGCAUUGGUAUUGGCAUUGCGUGAGGGUGGCAUGGUGAAGAAAGUUGCAGAUGAGGUGGUAGUGGAGGCCAAGCAUCUCUGGGCUGCUCGACACACGCUUGCACCUUCCCUCACAUCUGCUGAGAUGAAGGCAUACCUAGAUUUCAAGCAGGCUGUUAGUGGCAGGUGACUGUGUGUGUGUGUGUGUGUGUGUGUGUGUGUGUGUGUGUGUGUGUGUGUGUGUACCUAUAAAAAUUAGAAGAAUUCAGUGUGCAAGGGCAGAAAUUAUCAUAUAAAUUAAAAUUUACUCUUUAUUCUUAAAAAGAUGCAUACAGUAACCCCCUGCAAUAUCCAGACAUUCAGGAAUCCAGCUCAUCAAUAUCCAGACACAGGCACGCUAGGUGCCAGCACUAUCAGAUCAUGUCUAAUGUCAGGAUCACUGCUUCUGUGUCUGACAGUGAAAGUGGUGGUGACAAAGAUGACUCAGAGGAUGCAGCUUCUCCAUCCAUACCCCAUUUAAGCACUGUGUGGGAUGCCUUUGACAGUAUACUGGAGUUUGCUGAGCACCCAGAUUAACAGAAAUGUUAAGCCUUGAGUUUGUGGAGCAACUGUGUUCUCUGUGUGAUGCCGUCAUCCACUGCCCAAACUGUUGGUCCUGUCGCCAGGUCACGAUCAAUUCAUUCUUCAGGGCUGGUAUUUAUACAAGUGCUAAGAAUGGUCUUAGCUCAAAGAAAUGCUAAAUUAUUACUAAGCAUGUGUUAUAGAUAAAAUGUCUCAAACCCAUGAUCUGCUGAGUGUGAUUUAGACAUGCCUUAGCAGACAAGAUGUAAGCCACCACUUGAGGUAGCUCAAGGUGAUUAAGGCAGUGCUCAGACAACAACAACAACAAAUAUGGCUGACAUGGUUGGGUCCAUGUAGUUACAGGGGACUGUACUUAAGUCCAAGUACCUAGAUAUUUUUCAAAUAUAAGUAGUCGCUUUUCCAUGGACUUAAGUCCAAGUCCAUGUCGUCGUACUUAAGUACAAGUACUUUAGGUGAUAAAAAAAAAUCCUGUCACAGAUUCAUAAAGCAUGAAAGUUAGUAAUUUUAUACAUAUACACAUUAAUGAGUACACUGUCAAGAAGUGGGAUAUAAUAUAGAAAAGUAAGUGGAAAUUCUACCUUUAUUUUAUUUUAGCGUGACAGGAAUAGAAGUGUUCACACUUGUUGAGUAAUGUGGUGCUGUACUGGCCCUGUCUGCUGUACCUUGUUACCCAUUGAGAAAAUACUAUUUAAUUAUGUUUCUUUAUCCUAUAUUACCCUACAAUAUCACAACGCUCAUUGUAUAUGUUUACCCAAUUACCAAUUUAAUCUAUUUAUUUUAUUUAUUUUUAUUUAUUUAUUUUUUUUUUUUCAUUUAGACCAGUUCUAUGUUCCUUAGUGGUUAAUUGAGAAGAGUAAUGCAUUUGUUUUUCUUAGUUUUUCUAUCGAUCAGUUUUAUUGUGUUCUGUGAUCAUUUAUUUAUUUAUUUAUUUUUUUUUUUUUUCAUUGAAAUAUGUGGCCAAGAACACAGCAUAUAUGUUUGGUGGCAGCUUUUCGGAAUGUUUUUUCUUCAAUUCCUAGAUGAACCCAUGUGUCUUAGUUAACCAGAGAUUAAUUUAUUUAGUAAUAACAUUCUUGGAUACAGCUUAAUUAAGCUUAAGUUUCCUAGCUGUUGUGUAUUUUUUGUGAGUAAUUAUCUUUCACUUUAAUGUUAUGCUUUACACUGAUGUGUUUUAGUGAUAGUUGUCAGGUAUGCAAGUAGUGGGUCAGUGGUUCAAGCCACCAUAACGGUUCCUAUACCUCUCCCUCCACACACACACACACACACACACUUUUGGACAGUUGGAGGGCCUGCAGUUGAAAAUGUAUGUGUGUGUGUGUGUGUGUCUGUGUGUGUCCCGUAGGAAAGCAAUAGUAAAAAUAAGAGUAUAGGUAAUAUACCUGACUGUAAAAUUAAAUACUUUUCUAAGAUUA